UCAUUUUACGCCUCCGAUUCUCACAGGACGGAAAGUGCGUCAUUGGCGUAAAAGUUGAAUAUUGCGUGAUUGUCCAAUUCAUUCAUUUAUAACCCCAACUUUUCUUCCGCACUUUCUUACAAUCACUCUUCUCCCCCAUCAAAAUGAAUCGCAACGAAAGCACAGCUGAUGUUGAUUUGGACGUGGUCGUCAUUGGUGCUGGCGUUGGUGGUAUCUCAGCUGGUUACUAUAUCGGACAAAAGUUAGGAUACUCUUAUGCCAUCUUUGAGGCUCGAGAGGAACUUGGUGGUACAUGGUCAAGCUUUACCUAUCCCGGUAUCCGAUCGGAUUCAGAAAUGUUCACUUUGUCAUUCCCAUUCAAUCCAUGGAACAAGACACAUUCCAUUGCAACAGGCGAUGAAAUUUUAGAGUAUGUCAAAUCAACUGCAGAAAAGUUUUACAUUGACAAACACAUCAAGUACGGCCAUACAGCUACGUCUCUAGCCUGGUCAAGCGAAGAGCAAAGGUGGACGUCAACAUUUAUACAAUCAAAUGGUUCCAUGAUCUCUGUUACUUCACGCUUUUUGAUGAUCGCCACUGGCUUUAUCAAUCACAAUAAGCCCCAUUAUCCCAAUUUGUCUGCCAAGAAUCUUUUUAAAGGUCCGAUCGUUCACGCACAACUCUGGCCUGAAGAUCUUAACUAUGCAAACAAGACUAUUGCUGUGAUCGGAUCAGGAGCUACUGCCAUUUCAAUGAUACCUCACUUGGCAAAAACGGCAAAGCUGGUAACGAUGGUACAAAGAUCUCCGUCGUAUAUCAAAGAUCGUAAAAAAGUUGAUAAAAGGACUGAGUGGAUCAUGAAUUUCUUGCCAUUGAAUUUUGCAGCCAUGGUCCUCUUCUUUAUAUAUGAGCUAGAACGAUCUCUCUUCUUUUUCUUUUGCAUGAUCUUCCCGUCUUUGGGUAGGCAUGAAUUGCAAAAGAAUGUUCAAAAGCAACUUCCUCAUAACAUCCCUUUUGAUCAGCAUUUCGUCCCGGCGUAUAAGCCAUUUGAUCAACCUUUAUGCUGGACAUUGGAGAAUGAUCUUUUCAUCUCGAUGAAACAAGGCAAAACAAGUGUCGUUACCGGAACAAUCAAUCAACUCACAGCAAACGGGAUUGAAAUGGACAAUGGACAAUUCGUACAAGCCGAUAUCAUAAUUCAAGCAACCGGCUUUCAAUGUAGAUUCUUGGGUGGAAUGAUGAUCACAGUUGACGGUAAAAAGGUUCAAAUUGGAGAUACAUUUUUCUAUCGUGGAAUGAUGUUAGAUGGCGUACCAAAUGCGAUCGCUUUAUUCGGAUUCGUUCAUGCUUCAUGGACGAUCGGAAUAAAUCAAGCAUGUGACUAUUUCUAUAAACUUCUCAUAAAGAUGGAAAAGGAAGGAUACCAAACAGUCACUCCAAGAGCAGGACCGGAAAUCAAAAAAGGUAUCAAACCUUUUCCGUGCACAUCUGGUUUUAUCGUUAGGGCACUUCAUCUUAUCCCUAAAGUAUCAGAUGGUUUGGUAUGGCGUCAUCAUUUGGAUCCGGUUAUUGAUUGGUUGGAGGUUAGGCUGAACAAGCGAUAUCAAAGUCUAGACUUUGAAUAAGAUAUACAAAUCAGAAAGAUAUACGAAUAGCGGCUAUCGGUAC
Messenger RNA from Meira miltonrushii, 1647 nucleotides. RefSeq names its product FAD/NAD(P)-binding domain-containing protein. Lineage: Eukaryota; Fungi; Basidiomycota; Exobasidiomycetes; Exobasidiales; Brachybasidiaceae. Bases 144 to 1604 code for a protein of 486 amino acids. The record is from RefSeq and is a predicted model, not a curated record. The transcript has a single exon. Gene Ontology annotation, molecular function: oxidoreductase activity.